Suricata suricatta (meerkat) is the source of this 448-nucleotide messenger RNA. RefSeq names its product 60S ribosomal protein L23-like. The record is from RefSeq and is a predicted model, not a curated record. Gene Ontology annotation, molecular function: large ribosomal subunit rRNA binding; structural constituent of ribosome. Gene Ontology annotation, biological process: translation. The transcript has a single exon. NCBI's taxonomy places the organism in Eukaryota, Metazoa, Chordata, Mammalia, Carnivora, Herpestidae. Bases 16 to 438 code for a protein of 140 amino acids. Gene Ontology annotation, cellular component: ribosome; cytosolic large ribosomal subunit.
GCUUGUUGAGCAAAAAUGUCGAAGCGAGGACGUGGUGGGUCCUCCGGUGCGAAGUUCUGGAUUUCCCUGGGUCUUCCAGUCGGAGCCGUGAUCAACUGUGCCGACAACAUGGGAGCCAAAAAUCUGUACAUCAUCUCUGUGAAGGGAAUCAAGGGAAGACUGAACAGACUCCCUGCUGCUGGCGUGGGUGACAUGGUGAUGGCCACAAUGAAGAAAGGCAAACCAGAGCUCAGAAAGAAGGUACAUCCAGCUGUGGUCAUUCAACAACGAAAGUCAUACCGGAGAAAAGAUGGCGUGUUUCUCUACUCCGAAGAUAACGCAGGGGUCAUAGUAAACAAUAAAGGUGAAAUGAAGGGUUCUGCUAUCACGGGACCAGUUGCAAAGGAGUGUGCAGAUUUGUGGCCCAGGAUUGCGUCCAAUGCCGGCAGCAUUGCAUGAUUCUUUGGUU